Molecule: messenger RNA, 817 nt
Organism: Drosophila ficusphila
Lineage: Eukaryota; Metazoa; Arthropoda; Insecta; Diptera; Drosophilidae
Exons: 2
Coding region: 120-635 (171 amino acids)
Source: RefSeq, a predicted model, not a curated record
AAAACUAAAGGGAAAGGUUGGCUUUUUGGGAAAACCUCCUAAACGUAAAAAUCAUUCAGAUAAAGGGCUAUCUGAUACGUCGUUUGACAAAUUUACUGUAGCUGAACUUGAGAAAUGGAAUGUGGCUCUCGAUCGACGAAAGAAAUUUGUGGAGGAGGAAAUCAAAAAGUGGAAUAAGAAUCAGGAGCUCUGGUGAGUUCAACGAUUUUAAGGCAAUGCAAGUGAAGUCUGAAGGUUUGAGUGUAUUCCUAAGAUCUGCCCUUUCAAAGCCCAGGCGAAGACACCUUCGAUGUUUGGAGGACGACCUUCGUAAUUCUUUACCUCAAAAGGAACCGAUUUACCAAUGGAAGUUCUUCAAUCUUUGGAAGUGGCCUUUACUUUCGGGGUUUGCCUCUAAUUAUAACCCAACCUCACGACGAACUCCUUUGCUGGAAAACUUCUGCCUGAAAAGACUGCUGCCCGACCUGAAGCCACUGAGUAUCAACGAUACCAUGGGGGUUUACUGGCUCAACAGACUAACUUCUUUUAACCCUUUCGGCAGACGGUGCUACAAAAGGGACGAACUGAAGAAAAGCUCGUCCUUUUUGUGGCCCUUUUCUGCCAUUGGUAAAAGGAAUUACAAUGAUGAGUCAUAGUAGGAAAUCCAACCAGAAAAAAGAAAGCGGAAAAAUCCUGAUGAGGCGAGACUGUGUGAUGAUGCUGGCUCUUAAUAAAUAAUUCAAAUGUAAACUACUAAUAGUUGACAAAAAAUAAAACCCCUACAGAAUAUAAGCCAUAGAAAUACAGACACCAUAUGAAUAAAUCUCAUUCAAUCAAA